CGCUGUUACAUUGCCGAAUUAGUUAGCGAAGUGAGACAACUGCGGCUGGACGUGGGCGCAGCUGUGCGAUUUUCGGUUCAAACAUUUUCAGCUUAUUAUACGUAUAUUAACGCUUGUAAUAAUAUGCAAUUUUCCGGGUUUAGAGUGAUUUAAUUAUAUUUCGCUUAUUUUCAAAGACACAAUCGAAAAUUUCGUAUCGAAUUAAGAAAGAGGUGGAAAUUACGGCAAGUUAAUAAGCCUUUUCGCUUUGUUGUGGGUGUCGAAUAUACUAGUGCAUAACUGUUUUUGUGACAGCCUCUAAUGUUAGAGUUAUAUAGUAAAUCGAAAUAAAAUAAAAAUCGAGCUGAGCAUUUACGACAUUUAAAAUAGAUUUGAACUGUGACUUCGCUAUGAAAGAAAACAUUUAUGGCGGGCACUGUGAUAGCGAGCAACAAACAGCAAGCAGAUAACAAAGUACUUUGACCUUGAAAGCCAUGAAUGAUUGAUAAACUUCCCAACGUCUCGCAUUCUAUUAAAAGUGAACAGUAUAAAUAUACACAUACAUACAUAUAUACAUACAAAAAAAUUGGUUACCAAAAAUUACUUUAAAUAUACAUAAGUGUAAUUUUUACAAAAUCGUACAAGUGUAAUACCGUUAAGUGUGUGACAGAAAACUGAUAAUUUCGUAAUAAAAAUAACCAUAAAAAUCAAAACAAAGUGUGAAUCAUUGCAAUAAUCGUCAGUGAAGAGUGAUAAUAACUGCCGUCCAAAGAUCACUAGCCAGCCGUACGAUCAGCAGUAAAUACGCGCAUACACCACACGUGUUUAUUCAAUAUCCGUCCCGCAAACACCGGCAAUCACGUAUCUUGAACUCAUCCAUUCGCAAGUUCGCUCCUGCUUUGCGAACAUUUUUUCGACGAGCCGUCCUUUUCAUUGUAUGGCCAGCGCGAUUAUACGCAGUGUAGCGGUACAUUCACGACCUGCACUCUCGAUCCAUCUAACCGAUUGUAUUUGCAUUAAUAACGGUAUUUCGUCUGAAUGCUCAUCACCAUACACGCCGAAAGGACUGCCACCGGUGGCGCCUUAUAAGCCAAACCCACUAGACGACGAGAGCUUUGAUUUUAACGCCUCGAAUACACCGACAAUAUCAUCAGCGUUAUGCGCAUGCCUCAAUUGUACUAAAACACCACCCUACUGUUUUGAUCGUUUCAAAAGUGCCAUUGUCUCAACAUCAACCACUGUGGACCUCCGUAAAGAUAAAACUUUGCAUAAAGAUAAUUUACCAGCUAUUCGGGAAUACAGUGCGGUAGAAGAAGACGCAGCGGCAUUGGGUGCUCUAAGCAAGAAACAAUCUCCGCUCUUCGGCAGAAAAAAGCGUAACGAUUCGUCAGCUGCUACGCUAUCGCAAUCAUUCUCCUUACGCACCGAGGAACCAUUCUAUGCCCAACAGAUUAUAGUGGGGCCAACAACAAAGAAGGAUAGUGGUGAAGCGAAGCAUACAAAUCAUCAACAUAAAAUCGACCAUAACGCUGUCGAAGCAAUCAGCAUGAGCGUAGGCGUGGCAAACGGCGCGGCUGGUAGCCCAAACAAUGGCACCGAUAUAAAUCGCAACAACGGGCAGUUACGAAAUGGGGUAAGUUUGAAUUUAGAUAGUAUAAAUUUAAUGAAAAUUGUAUAGAAAUACAUACAUACU
Molecule: messenger RNA, 1672 nt
Organism: Bactrocera dorsalis (oriental fruit fly)
Lineage: Eukaryota; Metazoa; Arthropoda; Insecta; Diptera; Tephritidae
Exons: 2
Coding region: 917-1657 (246 amino acids)
Source: RefSeq, a predicted model, not a curated record